GGAGCAUCUGUAUAAAUGCCAUCAAGAAACUACCCAGAAACAGUAGAGCCCCGAUGACUACUCAGAAACACAGCUCAACACAAAAGGCAAGGAAGAAUCUAAUUCAACCCCGAAUCUGACCUAUAGACACACUCGCCCAUUAUUCCUUACGAAUUUAAAGAUCGAAGAAGAGGAGACGUUACUCGUUUUGCGCAUUGGAUUUGGCGUUCUUGUUUGUUUCAUUGUAUACAGAGAGGGAGACGGAAGCCAGCGGCGAUGCAGAAGAGGAGGCGGAGGACGGUGGUGGUAUUGCGGCAGGUGCUAACAUGCGCCAUAUGCGCAAUAGCCCUUGUAGCGCUGUUUUCCGUACAUGUUCGAAUGACAUUCCCAUCCUCAGGAGUAACCAAGCUCCCCACGCUAUAUGAAUUUGGGUACCAAAGACUGAGCAGGGAACGAAGUUGGACUCAAGAAAUUUUCCCAUCCAAAUUGUCAAAAGUUCCCCUACCUGCUAGCAAGGUUUGGCAUUCGGAUGGUUCAAACAGGAGUUCAAAUUUGGACAAGUUAUGGAGGCCUCCACCAAACAGAAACUAUGUUCCUUGUGUUGCACCAAGCUCAUUGUACACACCUCCUCGAGAGUCCCAGGGCUACCUGCUGGUUCAUACUAAUGGGGGACUUAAUCAGAUGAGAGCCGGGAUAUGUGAUAUGGUUGCUGUUGCCCGUAUUAUAAAUGCUACUCUUGUAAUUCCGGAGCUUGAUAAACGAUCGUUUUGGCUGGAUUCUAGCAACUUUUCUGAUGUUUUUGAUGAAGACCAUUUCAUCAAUUCUUUGGCAAAUGACGUAACAAUAAUAAAAAAGCUACCUGCAGAACUGGCAAGUGCAACUAGAGCUGUUAAGCAUUUCAGGAGUUGGUCAGGUAUGGAUUAUUAUGAAGAAGAAAUAGGCAGCAUGUGGAAGGACUAUAAGGUCAUUCGGGCAGCUAAGUCUGAUUCAAGGUUAGCUAACAAUAAUCUGCCAGCUGACAUUCAAAAAUUGAGGUGCCGAGCUUGUUACCAAUCCCUUCGUUUCGCUCCUCAUAUUGAGGCAAUGGGAAAGUUGUUGGUGGAUCGAAUGAGAUCAUAUGGUCCUUAUAUUGCUUUACAUUUGAGAUAUGAAAAAGACAUGCUUGCCUUUAGUGGAUGUACCCAUGAUUUAUCCCCAGAAGAAGCUGAGGAAUUAAAGGGAAUCAGGGAGAACACAACGUGGUGGAAAGUGAAAGACAUUGACCCUGAAGAACACAGAGCCAAAGGCUAUUGCCCAUUAACCCCAAAGGAGGUUGGUAUGUUCCUUUCAGCUCUGGGAUUUCCAUCAAUAACUCCCAUAUACAUUGCUGCCGGGGAGAUAUAUGGGGGUGAAUCCCGCAUGGCUGAUCUACGGUCACGCUUUCCCUUAAUAAUGAAUAAGGAGAAGUUGGCAUCACCUGCGGAGCUUGAACCAUUUGUGAAUCAUGCAUCUCAGAUGGCUGCAGUUGACUACAUAGUUUCAGUUGAGAGUGACAUAUUUGUCCCUUCCUACUCUGGUAAUAUGGCAAGGGCAGUCGAGGGUCAUCGUCGAUUCCUAGGACAUAGGAAAACUAUUUCUCCCGAUAGGAAAGUACUUGUCCGUCUUUUUGACAAAGUUCAGAUGGGGAAUAUGAAAGAAGGCAGAAAUCUUUCGGAACGUGUCAUUGAAAUCCACAAAAGAAGGCAAGGGUCACCAAGGAAGAGAAAGGGGCCGAUAUCGGGAACAAAGGGAAUGGACAGGUUCCGCUCGGAGGAGGCUUUUUAUGUGAAUCCUCUACCAGACUGUCUUUGUCUCAAGGAGCCACAGCCAACACAUAUAAACUAUUCCCAUCCUACUCUAACACAAUAGUUGAGACUCGAAAUCUUUGUAAAUUUCCUUUCUUAACUCGGAGGUGUAUAUAUACAUAUACUGGGGACAUAUACUGGGGGCAUCUUAAUUAUAUCAGAGCGAUUGGCAAGCAGUAGUUUUGAUGGAGACUUGGUCUGCAAGAAGAUGACGUGUACAUAGGAAAAGAGAUGCGCAGUUGUUAUGACCAGGUUGUUUUGCUUGGGGUCUAGCCUAUGGCACUGAUUGUGUACAUACUUGCACAACACAUAUUCCCCUGACAGCAGCAAUGUACAUUUAUCAAACUGCUUUUUGUUACUUCUUUAUUUUGGCAGUGUGUUUAUUGCUUUUUUUGGCCAUAUUUUGAACAGAUUUAUAGAAAAACAGUUUUGUAUAGACUUGGUCCAAAUAUAUGUAUUUACAUCCUUUUGUUUCUAGCUGAUUUCUGUUUAUACUUUAUACUCAAAUUAGAUUACUGAUUCUGCAAUUCUCA
Cuscuta europaea is the source of this 2335-nucleotide messenger RNA. Lineage: Eukaryota; Viridiplantae; Streptophyta; Magnoliopsida; Solanales; Convolvulaceae. The record is from the annotation of a GenBank genome assembly.